Molecule: messenger RNA, 969 nt
Organism: Aplosporella prunicola CBS 121167
Lineage: Eukaryota; Fungi; Ascomycota; Dothideomycetes; Botryosphaeriales; Aplosporellaceae
Exons: 1
Coding region: 1-969 (322 amino acids)
Source: RefSeq, a predicted model, not a curated record
AUGGAGACUCCCAUGUCGUCUACAUCCACCACUGGACUUCUCGGUCCUCAAGAGCAGCACCAUCAUUACCGAUCCUACCACAACCUCUCCCCAUCGGACAUACAUGCGCUUACCCAAAUCCUCUCCCAUGCUCCUGGUGCUGACGUGGGUCCCAACUCCUCGAUCUACAGCUCCUACGUCCGCAUCACGAAGGAGCAGAUCAAAGCCCUGCCAGCGCACCUGCGCAGCCCCAAGCCGCACUCUCUAUCCCUAUCACGCUUGCACAAGAGCAAGGACAACAACAAGCUUUGCCAGCUACAUAGCGCCUUACCGCCGAAAAUCCUGUGGGAGAUUCUCAACUUCAUAAAGACCGAAGUCGAGGAGAAGGUUCCGGCAUACCUAAGGUCAGUGACUUCUGCAGGGCCAAUGCGCGCGAAUCUCAAGAGCGAGCUGGACAAGCUCGCGCCGAUGUGGUUGCUGUGCCAGCGACUGCACGGUGCGGACCCCUGCACUGCUUGUAUCCUCGCGCAAAUCGGCAGCGGGAGAGAUGCCCUGGUCGCGCUGCGCAUAGCUCUGCUGGCGAGAUGGAGGAGCGGUCGUGUCGCUGACGGGAACAGUACGCGCCUUGUUUUCUUAGAGGCCUGGAUAGAGAAUCUCUGCGAACAUGCGAGGCAGACGAAGGAAAUCUUGGACAAGAGUUCCGAGCUAGGAAGGGUGUUGAAGGAAUUGGCGAAGUCUGCGAAGAGGUUGGGUGAGGCGAAGCAUCCCCAAGCAGGUUCCGGAAGUUCUGCCGGCACGGAAGACGCUGGAGGCUCUUCGGUGGGGCAAUGCCAGGAUGGUCAAGACCAUCCGGAAUCCCGCUCGAGGUCAUCCAGUGUCUCCAGUUUUGAAGGUGGGAGCCAGGUUACUAAGAAGGACGCGGAAGCGUGGGCCGAAGAAUACCAGCGAUUGCUGGAUCCUAUGAGACCACCCUCUUCGAUAUAUGAGUAG